GCCUCCACUGCCUCUUCUUCCUUCUUUCCUUCUCCCUCUCGCCGUCCUCCCUGACCCGACCCUCCUCCACUUCCACCGAGGCGGGGAGCCUCUAUAAAGAGGCAGGAGCGACGAAUCUGAUCGUCUGGUAAGGAAGGGAUCGUGUGGGAGGAAGGAGGGGAGAGUCGCGGCCACCCGCCGCGGGAUGAAGUUCGGGAAGGAUUUCCGGAACCACCUGGAGGAGACGCUGCCGGCGUGGAGGGACAAGUACCUCGCCUACAAGGCCCUCAAGAAGCUCAUCAAGAACCUGGUGCCACCACAUCCCGCGGCGGCCCCUCCUCUUCCUCCUCCUCCCCCCGCCCCCGCCCCCGCCGCUGCUGAGGGGCCGGGGGCGGGGGCUGUGGCCGCCGCGCAGGGGAACGUCGACCUGGGCAACUGGUUCGCCAGAAUCCUCGAUGCGGAGCUGCACAAGCUCAACGAGUUCUACAUCGAGAGGGAGGAGUGGUACGUCAUCCGCCUCCAGGUGCUCAAGGAGAGGAUUGAGCGUGUCAAAGCUAAGAAGAAUGAUGCUUUUACAUCCAGGAGUGAAUUUACUGAAGAAAUGUUAGAGAUACGCAAGGAUUUUGUGAUCAUACAUGGUGAAAUGAUUCUUCUGCAGACCUACAGCUCCCUGAAUUUUGCUGGACUAGUGAAGAUACUGAAGAAGUAUGACAAGAGAACAGGCGGCGUGCUUAGCUUGCCUUUCACUCAGCGUGUCCGUCACCAGCCUUUUUUCACCACCGAACCUUUGACAAGGCUUGUUCGAGAAUGCGAGGCUAAUCUUGAACUUCUUUUCCCGGUUGAAGCAGAAGUUCUUGAGCCUAGUUCAUCCUCAAAUCUGGAACCACAUGAUGUGGCUAGGUGUGACCCAACAUCAUCCCGCGAUGUGGAAACCGUCGAUGUUUACCGAAGCACACUCGCAGCUAUGAAGGCAAUACAGGGCCUUCGGAAAGCCAGCUCUACUUACAACCCACUGUCUCUGUCUAGGUUCUUCCAUGGCGAGGACGGCGAAGCCUGCUCUGGUGCCAUCACUUCUGAGAGUUCACUGUCAGAUUCCUCAACAGACUCCCAGAUUCAGGAUGCUGGAAAGGAUGAUAAAGAGGUGCAAUCAAAUUCGAGGGAGCAAAAUGCUGCCCAAGGGGGACAGAAUUGCAGAAGGCCGACUGAUGAAUAAAUAGUUUUUUUUGUUUUCACACGUUGCUCAAUAAGACAAUAACCAUUGAUAAGUGUACAUGCUAAUAAUCUUGAUGUUUAACCCUCUUUUGAAGUGACACAUACGCGAAGGAUUUCCUAAUGGUGCAGUUUCAUUUUCUUUUUUUUUCUUAAUAAUAGAGAGUAAUGGGAUGUUGGAUUUA
This is a messenger RNA of Sorghum bicolor (sorghum), 1373 nucleotides long. RefSeq names its product SPX domain-containing protein 4. The coding region runs from base 185 to 1192 and encodes 335 amino acids. NCBI's taxonomy places the organism in Eukaryota, Viridiplantae, Streptophyta, Magnoliopsida, Poales, Poaceae. The record is from RefSeq and is a predicted model, not a curated record. The transcript is spliced from 3 exons. Gene Ontology annotation, biological process: cellular response to phosphate starvation.